GCAGAAGCACUUGUCUGGGAUAACGAUGUAUUGACCCAGUCCCACAGUGUUGCCAAGGCCAAAUAUGAAUUUUUAUUUGGCUUGGAAGAAGAGAAGCCUUCAGAAAUGGGUCAGCCCUGCUCUUUGUCCAGUCGCAGACAUUUAGAUGCAGGAGGGACUGAAGGGGUUACCUCAUCCUGUGUCCCUGCUCUGAUGUGGCAAUGGCCUGCUUGUAUCGCUCCUGCUGAGUGUUUUGCCUACUGCGGACAAAUGCAUCCUCCUCCUCCUCCUCCUCCAGGAAGAUGUUUGACCAAAAUGGGUAAAUCAGGGUGGUGCCGUUCCUUCUACUUGUUUUCUUCAAAUAAGCACAUCUUAACUGCUCACCAACUUCAGAUGAGUGAGGAUGGGACACAAGCAUAAACCCAGGCACAGCCAUACUACUGAAGCCUUCUUGGAUGCUGUUGAGAGUAUACAUUUUUCAACUGGGCAGUGAAAUACUUGCAUCUGACAACUUACUUCAUAAAGAAGGAAGCAUAAUUGGGGAUGAUCAUGGCAAACAGCUCCCCAGAGGGGAGACAGCAGACUUGCUUAAUAAGCUGUGGUGCUGAUUUUUACCUUCCAGGUUUAAACUGGUGGUCAUUUUCAUGGGUGAGAGAAGAAAAAUCAAGUUAGAUGCUUGUAGAAGAGCUGUUUCACUGAUAAGAUUCAGAUGUACAUGAUAAUAAGUUUGUUGUAUUAAAAGUAGUGGCCAUGGAAGUAAUACAUUGCUCCCUCAUACCAUCAUCAAUGAAUUUCCAGAGUAUGGCACAAUAGAGCCAAGUGGAGACACAAUGAGGACUUCGUCUGAGUAUGAAGCAGAGGCUGUAGUGUGCACUCCCAAGCGAUGGGACAGUGACCAGGUAAUUUGCCGGCCACUUCCUGAGAGCGCUGCUUCUGCAGAUGGUUCAGGAACUCACAUUAAAGCAUUGCAGCUGCAUGCUGCAGAAGAAGGUCUACAACCUGAGGGUAAUCUGCCAGAGACUGUGAAAAUCUCUGGAUGGCUGGAAGCAACAAAGGUGCAGGAGAAAGCAAAUACUUCUCUUGAUUCAGAGACGCAAAUGGAAAAAGAGAGGGUAACUGGCAGCCAAAAUGUGCAGACAGCCAGAGAACCAGUUCCAGCAGGCCAAGAAAAACCCUCAGACAUGCCUCUUCCAUCUGAAGGAACAGCUGAGGAAAAAAUGUAUUUGAUCAUAGAAAAAGAUCUGGCUGCAAUAUUGACUGGAGAAAAGCAGUCAGAGUCCUUGCAAGCCAUCAGUAAUAAAACUGAGGAGGUCCACACAGCACAGGAGACAAGCUGUCAUAGACCAUCUGUGACAAACCUGGAAGCAGCCAGCAAAGUGGAGGGGUGGGCGCAUUUUGAGGAGUUUUCAGCGUACAGUCAAGGCAAAAUGCAAAUGGGUCCUGAGAGGAGGCACUCAAAAGAGGCAGCUGUGAGCAAACAUGUAGAAUUUCAAGGGGUGGAGAUUUUAUGGUUGAAAAAAGCAGAGGAGCAGAAAAGAAAGAAGCAUUUGCUAUUGGAGACUCUGUCUGUUGAGAGGAAAGCAUUCCCCAAAAUACCCAGCAACUCUGUACCACCUAUGGUGUCCCCAGCAUUGGUCACCUCACCGGAGAGUGCUUGGAGGGAGGUCUGGGAAGAGCUGAGGCAAGGAACUGUCUCUGGAGCCACUCCUUUGGCUUUGCUUGAUGAAAGCGGGGAGGAUGAAGUCUUUGUGAAGGAAGAUAAGAAACACGGUGAAGACGCUGAGGUAGCAAGAGACAAGGACAGGAUUAUGGAGGAGGAAGAAGCAUCCAUGGGAGGGUAUGAAGAUGUCCUUGGACAAAAGCACUCUGACAUCUCCACGGAUCUGUACAGCUCGCAGUUUGAAAACAUUCUGGACAAUGCAUCUUUAUAUUAUAGUGCGGAGUCACUGGAGACCUUAUACUCAGAGCCUGAUAGCUACUUCAGCUUCGAAAUGCCACUCACUCCAAUGAUCCAGCAACGUAUGAAGGAAGGCAGCCAGUUUUUAGAAAGGACUUCAGCCUCAGGACAGCAAGAUGUCUUUAAGCUUCCCACUGAUGGGGAAAUGAAGAGUCGCCGCGAAGGGAUCUCCAAUGGCUUAAGGGAUGUAAGUGAAACGCUGUUUAGAGGAGACGUCACAGAAGUUCCUCAUUUGGACAGCAAUGUUAGACUGCAGAAUAUGGUGUUAGAGUCCAGUGCUGCCAUGGGGAGCAAUGAGCUUCAGGAGAAGGAUGCCGCAGGAGCCCUCGGCUGCGAUCUCAGCAAUGGCAGCAGCAGCAAUUUGGAAGCAGCCCGACGCCUGGCCAAACGCCUCUACCAUCUGGACAGAUUCAAACGGUCUGACGUGGCGAAGCAUUUGGGUAAAAACAACGAAUUCAGCAAACUUGUGGCUGAAGAAUACCUUAAGUUUUUUGAUUUCACGGGCAUGACGCUGGAUUACUCACUGAGGAGUUUCUUUAAAGCCUUUUCACUUAUCGGAGAAACUCAGGAACGAGAGAGAGUUUUAAUCCACUUCUCCAGCAGAUACUAUCAGUGUAACCCAAACACCAUUUCGACUCAAGAUGGGGUUCACUGUCUCACGUGUGCCAUGAUGCUGCUGAACACUGACCUGCAUGGCCAUAACAUUGGGAAAAAGAUGACCUGUCAGGAGUUCAUUGCUAACCUUCAGGGGAUGAAUGAUGGUAAAGACUUCCCGAAAGGGCUGUUGAAGGCUCUCUACAAUUCAAUCAAGAAUGAGAAGCUUGAAUGGGCAGUAGAUGAAGAAGAGAAAAAAAAAUCUCACUCAGAUGGUACUGAUGAAAAGGAUAAUGGGAGCCAGAUGAAGGCUGUUGGUCGCAUUGGCAACUCUAAUAACCCAUUCUUAGACAUCCCUCAUGACCCCAACGCUGCUGUGUAUAAAACAGGAUUCCUGGCUCGGAAAAUCCAUGCAGAUAUGGAUGGAAAGAAAACUCCCAGGGGGAAGCGAGGCUGGAAAACCUUUUAUGCUGUGCUGAAGGGAACAGUCUUGUACUUGCAGAAGGACGAGUAUAAACCAGAAAAGGCUUUAUCAGAGGAAGAUCUGAAGAAUGCAGUUAGUGUGCAUCAUGCGCUGGCAUCCAAGGCAACGGACUACGAGAAGAAACCCAAUGUUCUUAAGCUUAAAACAGCAGACUGGAGGGUCCUGCUUUUCCAAGCCCAGAGCCAAGAAGAAAUGCAGGCCUGGAUCAACAAGAUUAAUUGUGUGGCUGCUGUAUUCUCUGCACCACCAUUUCCAGCUGCAAUUGGGUCUCAGAAGAAAUUCAGUCGCCCACUCCUGCCAGCUACCACAACAAAGCUAUCUCAGGAUGAACAGCUGAAAUCCCAUGAAGCUAAGCUGAAGCAGAUCUCAACUGAGCUUGCCGAGCAUCGCUCCUAUCCUCCUGACAAGAAGCUCAAAGGCAAGGAAGUGGAUGAUUAUAAGCUGAAGGACCACUAUCUGGAGUUUGAGAAAACUCGCUAUGAGAUUUAUGUUGGCCUCCUGAGAGAAGGGGUGAAGGAGCUGCUGAGCGGGGAGAAUGAUGGGCCAGGACUGAAGAAAUCCCACUCAAGUCCCUCGUUAAAUCAGGAGUCUCCAGUUAGUGCCAAGGUGAAACGCAAUGUCUCGGAGAGGAAGGACUACAGACCAGAAACACCCAGCAUUAAGCAGAAGGUCACUUAGAGUAGAAAUGACAACUAGGGGAACAUCCAUGCAGCAGAAUACCGGUGGUCAAACAUUUUUCCUUUGAUAAGCUGUCAUUCACAAAAAUAAGUGCAUCUGCCUGAAUGGGGUGUUAGUGACAUUUUCUAUUGUAUAUUUUGUUGUUUCUGUACAGAUUGUGGGAGAUGUCUUUGCUCCUGAUUUGCUUUGCUUUGUUAAUUUAUCAUUUAGCAACUGAAGCACAUCUUUGGGGAUUUUUUUGUUUUGUUCUGUUUCUAAAGGAGCUUGGGGGAGGGGAAGACCGCUGUGACUUAUUAUCUGUCUCUUCCCCUUUUAUCUCCUCCCAUUGGCACGUGGCUUUCAUCUCUCAAGUCGCUUGUCACUUUAUUUACAUGGUCGGUGGGAAAAGUAACUGGACAAAUGCUGCAGUGUUGUGAAUUCAGACUGUUGCUGUGAGCAAUGUGUGCAAAUAAGCAGCUGCAGAAGGCUGGUUAGAGUCUAGGAUGCUGGGAAUAGUGUUUUCCUGACAAUGCAGAGCAGAUGAUACUGAUACUCAGCAAUGGGUGCUUCAGUAAAUAGGCGCUGUUGCUUAUGAUUAUAGCAUUGACCCUGGACCCACAAAUGCGAAGGAAUGAAACCUGAAAAUCUCUGGGAAUUUUGGGAUGGCAGCAUUGGAAUAAUUUGUUUUUCUUUCCUCGCGAAAAGUCUUCUCCUGAGGUAGCAGACUGGGGGGGUAUCCAAACCCAUGCUGUCUCUGUGGCCAGGGAUUACCCAGCCAGAAUGAGCCUGGGCUUUAAACUUAUUUGCAAAGAGGCUACUGUAGAUGCUAGCCAUUAUAAGCAUUGUGUUUUAAAGACAAAGGGUGUCUGUGUAGUUUUUAACUAUACACUCUCACUUAGCUGCUAUAUAGAGAGCCUUACAAUAUAUCAUUCAUCCAUGUUCCCCCUUCCAGGAGUUUCCUCGUUGGUAUGCCCAGGUGUUCGCAAUUUCUCUGCUAGUCACAGAGUAUUUUGCCUUUCCUCUUCAGGAAGGGAUUCUCCUCAGCUAUCCAUUUUUCCUGCUUUAGCUCAUGUUCAAGUGGAACAGGCUGGCGCAGACUGGAGAAUGGGAUAGACUUGGACUCCUCAGAGGGCAAUGCCAUCAUGGCUGCUCCACGUCUGGAGGUCAGCACAGAAUAGCCACAGAUUUGGCCAGUCCUACCCUCCACCCACGUGAAACAGCCUGCAUGGCAGCUCCAACGUGUUUCACCUGGGGCUAUUAGUGGCAAGCUCAGAAUGGAGAGAGGGGAAUGUGGCUAGAGAUUUCCAUACCUCAAAACCCCGUUUGCUCCACAGUUCCUUAGGUGGUUCACAGUCUGGGCACUGGCAUCAGGGGAUUAGAAAGAUUGUGCAGAAAUCCCUUUUUUACUUUGAGCCCCUCCAGCUCUGAGCUCACUGUGGUGUUGUGGAGAGCAUACACUCGCCCGGUCCUUAACACCCUGGGUUUUAAUCUCAGGUUUGAUACUGGCCUGCUGAGUGAGCUCAGACAGGUCACUUCUCGCCUCACGCAUCCCAUAUGCAGAAUAGUAUAACCGCGCUGGCCUUUUCCACAGAGCAUCUUGAGAGGUACUGUUAGUGUAUCAGGUGAAAAUUGUUGCUAUUGUUUUUUGUUGUGCCUGGCUCAGGUCAGCCUUCCUGAAGGAUAUAAUUCUCAAUGUGUAAAGAAAAGCCAAGAUCAAGACUGUUUAGAAAUGUGCUGGUACUUCCAGCCCCAACAGUUGUAGGGCCACACAGAUAUCUCCAUCAAAAAGAUUACCACCGGAGUGGAUUUAUGUUCUGCCAGACCUCCCGAAGGGUCCAAGUCAAUUAGUCCAGCUUACUGAACUGCCGGUUUAGUGGGCAGCAAAGGGAACAAUCAAAAGAGAAGGACUUUCACAGGAGCUGAAUGACUUGCCUCCCCACUGAGGACCACUGCGCAAUGGCUUUCCCCGUGCUGUGCUGGCCAUCGGCUGUGAUGAAGAUGAUGUACUGCCAAAUUCCAGGAGGUGUCAGAGAUAAUCGAUCCUCAAAGCCGCAGCCCAGCAGCAGAACCAGAGGGAAUUGGCUUUCCAGCACGGUGGUAAGACGUGUAAGCAACGUGGCAAACAAAUGUACUGCAUCUGCUGCCGAGAGUGGCUUCUCUGUGCCAGUAGUAAGGAGGUCAGCACCUACCCCAGCAGUGUCACUGAAGACUACCGAGUCCCAGAUGGAAACUGUCAACUCUUCCCAAGCAUUGAGGCGUUGGCAGUUGUGUGUCCCUAGACAGGAGCAAGUGUCCAGGCAUUUUCCUGAAGAAGAGAUGCCUCCUGGAACUGAAGACAAAAUUGCAGAGUGCUGAGAGAAGAAAUUCAGUGUAGACAGGUGCAUGGUAGCACUCACUGGAAGGGAUUGUUUGGAUUACUCACUUACAUGUGGCAGAUCAACAGCUCCUGGAGCGGAAACAAAGCCAGGAGAUCCCUGCAGCUGUUCAUCAUGCUGUGGCAGUUGAAAACAAACAGAAGAGAGGUUACACUGAGAGGAAUAAAAUCUCAUGGGGAAUGCUGAUUGCAUUUAUUCAAGAAGAAAACGUGUGCUGUCUUUGAUAUUGCACUUCAUGGAAAGCAUGGAGUGGGGAAAAAAAAAAAAAAAGUGUAGAUUUGUAAAUGGGCCCUGUUGUGAUCCCCCACAGGAGGGUACUCUAGAUGGGCUUUUUGAAGGCAGUCUGGAACGUGCCCAGAAGCCUAUUGUGAUGAGAAUGCAGUGCUUUUACAGGCAAAGAGGUCACAUUUAACUUUUCUUCCAGCUUUUAAAAUAUUCCAGCUGCUGUAGACUGCAGUUAAAUUGCUGAGCUCAAAAAGGAAAUGAUUUCUGUAAAAUGUGUUUUGCAGCUUUGGCACAGAAACUGGUUAAUUCGUCUUCAAAGUCAUUGCAGAGGAGAUGAUCUCAAGCAAUACGAAAAGUUAAAUAGUGAGCUGCAAAAGUGAUCUUUUUAUUUAUUUUUUCAGUUUUCAUUAUUUAUUCUCUAUUUCCAUGUAUACUUGUAAAUGGUUUGUGGUCUAUUUUUUAUGUCUCAUCUGGGCUUAGUAAAUGCAGCUUUUCACUGCAGUUUUUAGCUAUUAAAUAUUUGCUGAGUUUAGAGCACUCUAGGUGAGACUGUUGAGGUGUGCAGAUUAGUUAACUGAGAAUUUGCCUGGUUCUGCUCAAGCUGUAAUUAAUGCCAUUUUGCUCAGUUGCUUUAUGAACUCCAAGCACCCCAGGCUCACAGGUGGAAAUGCAUAUUUUGGCAAGUAGAGAGAAAAGAGUGAAAGGAGAUCCUGUUGCGAAUGGCAAAAACUCCUGGAGCCCUAUGAGAACAAGAUCAUCUGCCAAGCAGUACUGUCAUUUGCUUUCUUUCUGAUGGUGUUGCAAAGGGUGGGGAGAUCCGCAGGAGGUGUCAGUGGUGGGUUUUGCGGUUGGCAUCAUGGGGAAUCAGGCCGGAUAACUUUGCGUGAUACCUGAGUAUCCUGAUUUUCUCUCUAGGCUGCACCACCACAAAGCAAACCUAUGUCCAGCCCCCACGCCAGCCUUUGCUUCAGCACUGUGGGGAGGUUUGGUCCUCCCUUGUGGUCUUUCCCGACACUGGGAAGCCACCUCCCUGCCUGCGCCUCUAGAGGGUGGUCGUGAGGAAGGGAGUAGGACUGGGCCCAGAGGGACCAGUCUUGCUUUGAAGAUUGCUCAUUGCUUAAUCUCCGCAGGCUAGAGCAGCUCUUCUGUCCUGCUGAGGCAGGAGAGGCCUCCAUUGGGCCUCUAUAAAUAAACAAAAUUCAUCUGACAGCAGGGAGAGGAGGGAAGAGCGCAAAAUUGCCUUCCCCUCUCUUUGCUCAGCAACCGAAGUGAGUGAAAAAUUCUCCCGAAGCCAAAACCGCACUCUCCUUUGUGAGUCAGCAGGACUCUGGGAUUUGGUUCAGAUGAUUUUUGUUCGUCAGGGGUUGCGCAGGAGAAUCCCUGGGCUGGCUGUGUGUUUGUGUGCGUCUUGCAGAUAAAUCACGCAUGGACUAGGGAACAUGACUACAGCUUUUUAAUCCAGUAUUUAUGUUGUGUCUUUAAUUGAUGUAGAAAGAUAAGUCAGCCAGCUGGGUGAUUAAUGUAGCGGAGCUGUGGGGAAACGCUGUUUAGCCACAAUGCCGAUUCAGACAGUUUUUCAUCUACAGCCAGCCAUUUGUGAAAGGUUAUCAGAAGCUUUCUAGAGGCCAUAACUGCUCUUCUCUGAAGUGCCCUCUCUUGGAUCCCACUUACUCCCAGGGUGCUGCCUGCUGCCCAAGUUCAGGGAGUCUUCUGGAGAGCUGCGCCAUGUCCUGCUUUGAGCAGCAGUUUGGACUAGGUGGCCUCCAGAGGUCCCUUAUGACCUGCAUGGUUUUGUGCCUUUCCAGAGCGCCUGUGCCCUCCUGUAAAAGGCUUCUGGCUCAAAGCAGUCGAGCUUUCCACCUAACUCUGGUGACAUGGCUUCCUGCUUGGUUAGAGAUGUCUCUUCCUUUGGAAGAUGGUUGUGGCAGUGGAGAAAGUCUAAGGUGGCAAGAUUAUUGCGGAGUUUCUGGAGGGAUUGCACUGGAAUGUUCUUGAAAAUAGGGAAGGUUUUUCCUCUGUAGAUGGCACCUAGCAAUACCAUGUCUGCAUUCUCCAUCCCAAAAUCAGUUUUGGCCUUAUUGCAGUUAGUCUUACAGCUCCUCCUCCUCCUCUGUCAAGCUGCUCCCGUCUGUCAUCUUAGCACCUCAGCUGCUUCUGUAUAACAGGUCUCUUUCCUUCCGUGCGUGCAGAAAUGCAGAAACUCUGACUGUCCCGUUCUUGCCUUGAGAAAACCUGCUCUGUGGCGGUGCUGCUCUGAAUGGAUAAUCCUUCAAACAGCUUUCUAAUUCUGCUCGUUUGUAGCCUGUUUCCAGCCGCAGUUAAAGCUGGGCAGUACAGGACAGUCACAGACCGUUGUGAUCCUUUCGUGGUAUGCUGCAGGGACACAAGGUGUCCCCUUACGCUUAGACCAGACACUUGUACUCCACUGGUACCAGCUCUGGUCUCCUUUCCAAAAAAAGCAGAGGCAACCCCUGCUGUGGGGAAACUUUGACAGGUUGUUUUGCAAGGAGCCAGAUACCUUGCAAAUCAGGUUUUGCAGUCUUCUGGGGAGCUCUUAAAAUGGAUGCCAUUUUCAGUCGGCGCCCCCCAAGCGCAGAGACGAUUAGUCAGGCAGUCAGAAACACUGGCUGCUUUUGCAGAGGCAAAGGCAGUGUGAAUGGCAUAUCUCAAACAAUCUUCCAGCCUGCUACUUGUUUCAAAAUUACCCAGCAUUGCUCUCCCUGCGCUCCUGGGCAUCAUGUCUCCCUGCAAAGGCAGUUUUGAAGUCCUGAGCAUGACCAAAACUCCUCAGCACCUGAUCCUGGUGCCUGCUGUCUAGGCUGCCUUGAGGGGCAAGCCAAAGAGGCUGCCUCAGAAAUUUCUUUGAAAGAGCUGGUCUCCAGCCUAUACUUUAUAGGGGAUAUUUUUUAAUGCGUAUUUGUGCACUAUGCCUGGCCUCUCCUUUCUCUCAGAGGUCUUCCACUAUGUCCUGACAUCCUCUGUGAAUAUCUGCUCUCCUGUUGGCAACAUCCAGUUGAACAGUGAAAGGGGGCAGGCUCAGCCCAGAGGGAAGGUACCUUGCUCAUUCAUUUUGUCAGCUGCGUUGAGGCUUUGUGUUAAAGGAAGUGCUCUCAUAAAUAAUUAACAAAUGCAAGCAACAGGUUUCCCAAAGGCCACACCAUUGACCUAACUUUGCUCCCAUGGUCAGAAGGAGCAAAUUUAUGCCAGCCUGAAGUGCUUCUGUCCUUCCCUUUGAGCAGCAAAGUAUUCUGUAAAAAUUAUAAUUUUUUAAACAGUGAGGGACCUCCCGUGGCAUCUGUUGUUAAAUCUGUGCUAAGAAUCAUGUGAAGUACAGGCCAGAGGUUUAUUUGGACCAAAUGUGAAGUGUGCUACUUAGCAAUGAAGGGAUUAGAAAUGCUACAAAUUAAAAGGGCAGAUUUUUUUCUCUGACACAAACCAUUGUAAUUAGUAGUCACUCUGUGACACUAAUCGUGCAUUUAACUUGUGUUAGUGAGACCAAUAGAAGAAGACUUUUUUUGUGUAAGCAGGCAAGGUUUCAGCUUUGCCUUGGGCCAAAUAAAUACCCUGGUCUAACUGCAUAGCAAGUAGCCACGCUGCCAUAGAGAUUUGUUUGACAUGAAAUCUUCUUCUGACUCCCCCAGCCCCUUGCUGGGAAAAUGGAGGUCUGUGAUAUCCAGUCUGUGUCACUUUAAACAUUGGGAGCAACUUGUAGAAAGCCCCAGGUGGCUUCAGAGGACAAAUUCUAUCAUUAUUCAAAGUCUUAAAUCACUUACACAUCACGAAAGCCUCGUUCUCAAUGCUGUCAAAUUCUGAAAACCUGUAGGAUGAGAACUGGGAUGGUUUUUUUCAUUUGUGCAUAGUCAUGACAACCAUGUCCUCUCACCUGAAGACGGGAUUAUAACUUGGCUAAAAGAACAGAAUUUUUUGACAGUUUGAGAGCUUCAAAAUCACUGCUUUUCUCAUGAGGUACAACCUGAGGCUUACAUUACUUGGUAAAUGUGUUCAAAUGAUGCCUAUAGAUGUGUGUAUGUGUUUCAUAGGUAUGGCAUGGCUUGUGUGGCUCAGCACUACAAAAUCUGUUGUUCUUUUCUGAGGCUUGUUUUCAAGCCAAGCACUUCAGCAGCUGUAAACAUUGGUAAGAUGCUUGUUGUUCUAGUUGUCAAAUUAAGUUAAACAGUCAUCAGAGCUUUUGCAGAUUUUGCAUAUCCCUUGAGUUCCCUUGCUGUUGUUCAACAGGGGCUGCCUGUUGUUCCACAUGUUAAAACAAAGGCAUAUAGUUGAGUGUCUAAGCAAGGGUUACUGGGUGGGGUUUGCUGCUUGCACAGCUUCGGGCUAACUCUCUUUUCAUUGAUGUCAGCUGUUGCCUGCACUGUGACCAUCCAUGCAGACUCCUUCUGAAAAUCACACCAUAGGAAUGUGAUACAUGGUUUUAUUUCUGAAAAUUUUUGCUUCACUCUGUGAAUAUUCAGCAAGGGGACAUCAUGUCUGAAACUGUCCAAGCAGCACAGGUGCCUGUGAUGUCUCUUGCAGAUAUAAUCAAGCAGUGAUAGUGAGGAUUUUUUUCUGCAAUUGUACAGAUUUCCAGAAGAAUCUGUUCAGUUCAUCAGCAGGGAAAAGAAGAGCAAGAGGACUGAAAUGUCUCCCAUGGGCAUCUCAUAUGCCUCUCAGAGGUUUCUCUUGGGAGGUUUAAACAAUCUGAACAAGUUGCUGGUGUGAAUAAAGAUAUAAUGAAACCCAGUGGGUUUUCCUAUUAAGCUCCAGUCAGUGCAGCACUAGAUCUGCAUUAACCCAGGAAAUGGGCAGCAAAGCCUUAGGGUGAGAUUCUUACCUGCAGUCAUAAACAUUUAAGUGUGCAGUUAACUUUAAGUACUUGAGCAACCUCAGUGAAGUCAUGCCUGUGUGCUUCACUGGACCAUGGCCAGAGUGAUCACGUCUUUAGGACUGGGACUUGAGUGGGCUGUAGCUCAGGAUGAAAUGAAGGGGAGCAUCCCCUUCACCUUGCUUUGGGCCAUUUGUAACCCUGAAGUUACAUUUUCAGGGGCUGAGCGCUAUGGCUUGCUGCCUCACAUGGUGAUGCAGUGGGAAGAGGAGGAUCAGCCCUGUCAUAUAUAGAGUCCCAGUUAGGAAUUGUCAUUUACCCCCCACCUGAGCCGUUGCAGCAUUGUUUUCCUUAGGCCAAGAAAGAGCACUCAGUUCUCAGUUCAUGCGGUGUUGUCCAUGUCGUAACUCUUGGUAGCAGAACUGCAAAGAACAGCAUGCACAUGUGUGUGCACAUGUGUAUGGACAUGCAUCUUCUUGGCACAGACCAAACCUUACUCUAGUAUUCUGCAGCAUUCACUGAGGGAUAUGACCAGAGCCACCCAUGGGGCCCAGCAGCGGUCCUUGCAAGACCUUUCCUCUGGCUGGCCUCCUAUCUCUUUUGCCAAGUGUAGAAACUUUCUGUCUAAUAACCUUGAACUUAGCUUACUGGCAUGACUGAAUUGCUGGAGUGUUUUUCAUGCAGUGCACUAGAGGUGCAGUCCCAGUCUCACUGCUUUGUGAUAGCUUCCCAGUCUGCCUCAAAGCACUGUGGAGGUAAUCAGCAAAUCUUUUCCAGCAGCAUAAAACUUGUUGCUCUGACUGUUGAGGUGGUCGUUGUCUCAGGUUUGCACCUGUCCUACCCCUGCGGCACCUUGUUCUGUCCCUGGGAACAUGCAUGGCCAGAUAAGUGCACUCCUCCCCAGUGGUCAGAGCCAGAGCUGUGCAGGCUUAAAGUAGCCCUUGUUCAUGGGAGAUGUUUCCAUGUGCUGUUGAUGUCCAUAGGAACAUAAUACUUGCUUACACAGAGAUGCUUUCCUGAAGCAGAGCUGUCACUCUUUUCUACAGGUACCACAGGAUGCCCUUGGAUCCUCUAUUCUACUUCAUGUAACUGGUACUAGAAUGAUCUUUUCCUGACAAAUGAAGGCACUUACUAGGUCCUUUUUUCCCUUGGGAAAAGGACUCAUGGGGAUAUUGUUAUAUCAUUUAAAAUAAUAUUUUGGAACUUAAGUUUACAUUGCUUUAUUUUUCACUUGAGGUGACUGUAUAUAAAUAUUUCCUUCUAUUUUAUCAUUGCUGAUAAAGUAAGCCUAUGGUAUACAAACAAAUAACUUGCCUCUGAUGUAUUGAAACUGUGAGAUAUAAAGUAGAUUUCUCUCUUGUGUCCAUGUUCCUGACUAUUAUUCUGUUCCUCUGUGUUUUUAUAAGUUGGAAUAAAUGUUGCUUACAGGCAGUAGAGAGCCUGCAAGCUUCCUAAUAAUUUUUAUGUAAUUGAAAUCAAGCAACCCCAGUGAAGAAUCUCACAUAUGUAUAUGAUAUAUGUAUAUGUACAAACUUUAGAAAGAAAUAAACCAAAUGUAUUUCA
Molecule: messenger RNA, 12653 nt
Organism: Dromaius novaehollandiae (emu)
Lineage: Eukaryota; Metazoa; Chordata; Aves; Casuariiformes; Dromaiidae
Product: PH and SEC7 domain-containing protein 3
Exons: 18
Coding region: 810-3692 (960 amino acids)
Biological process (GO): regulation of ARF protein signal transduction
Cellular component (GO): ruffle membrane
Molecular function (GO): guanyl-nucleotide exchange factor activity
Source: RefSeq, a predicted model, not a curated record